Ziziphus jujuba (common jujube) is the source of this 1322-nucleotide messenger RNA. RefSeq lists its product as uncharacterized. The transcript has 4 exons. The coding region runs from base 121 to 1209 and encodes 362 amino acids. Gene Ontology annotation, molecular function: crossover junction DNA endonuclease activity; 5'-flap endonuclease activity. Gene Ontology annotation, biological process: double-strand break repair via homologous recombination. The record is from RefSeq and is a predicted model, not a curated record. Gene Ontology annotation, cellular component: Slx1-Slx4 complex. NCBI's taxonomy places the organism in Eukaryota, Viridiplantae, Streptophyta, Magnoliopsida, Rosales, Rhamnaceae.
CAAAUCUGACCCAACAAAAAAUUAAACCAAAAAAAAAAAAAAAAAAAAAAUUGCAACGGUCGAAUUUUAAAUUUGUAAUUUGUAAUUCUAAUUUCUCACUCUGGAGAGAGAGAGAGAGAGAUGGGGCGGCGGAGGAGGGUGCGAAGAGAGGCCUCAGAAACCCUAAUUGGGAAAGAAGGGGAAGAGGGAGAUGAUGGAGGUGAGAAAGAGAGAAAAGGGGGUUUUUAUGGAUGCUAUCUAUUGGUGUCUCUCAGCCCACGCCACAAAGGUCACACCUACAUCGGAUUCACAGUGAAUCCACGGCGUCGUAUCAGGCAGCACAACGGUGAAAUAGGGUGCGGUGCAUGGAGGACUAAGAAGAGACGCCCUUGGGAAAUGGUCUUAUGCAUUUACGGUUUCCCAACCAACGUUUCCGCUCUCCAGUUUGAGUGGGCUUGGCAGCACCCAACUGAAUCGCUGGCGGUGAGGAGUGCAGCUGCAAGCUUUAAAUCACUAUCUGGAAUUGCCAAUAAGAUCAAACUUGCAUACACCAUGCUUACCCUCCCAUCAUGGCAGAGCAUGGACCUCACUAUAAACUUUUUUUCAACUAAGUACAAAAUACAUUCUGCUGGCUGUCCAAGCUUGCCAAAACAUAUGAAGGUCAGAGUUUGCCCCAUGGAUGAUCUUCCAUGCUAUGGUGAAGGAGUUGAAAGUUUCUCAGAAAAAGAAGAUGAUCUGGAUAACAAAGAAUGUGAUGAAGCAAGCAGUUCUAGUAAAUUUUCUGAAGAAAGGUCAUCAGAUUCUAUCAUUAAUAACAAUUCCGUAGAUCAUCACAGUGUUAUUGGCAACAUGACUACAGAAUAUGGAUCGAUUGAUGAGAGAGAAGAUUGUAGAGAGCAUCCCACUUUUACUGCAUUUCCAGUGAGAUCAUCUUCAAAUAUUAGUAGCUCAUCUGUUAUAGAAGUUGCUGAAGAUAGAAGCAUAUCUGGAUUGAUUAAAGACAGCAGCAGCAACGUUGAAGUGGAUCGAUCUGGAAGGCACCAAAUUGCUGCUGAUAAUAGUCAAUUACCAAGCAGUGUCCAUAUCGUACCUUGUGAUGUUGAGAUAAUAGAUAUCACGACGCCAUCUCCCUUAUGCAGAACUACAUCGUUUGGCAAGAGGAGAAGAGUUUCUACUACCUUUCCUGAGAUCAUCGACUUGACUAAAUCGCCCACUUUUGUCCAAUUAUAGAACGUUGGACAGAUAUUGUAACAGCAGUAUUUUACUGGGAACAAGUAAAGAAAAAAUGCUUUAUUUUUCGUUGUAAAUUUUAAUUUAAGGAAAGCAAGAAUAAUUUGUGUGUA